Messenger RNA from Oncorhynchus keta (chum salmon), 1104 nucleotides. RefSeq names its product ubiquitin carboxyl-terminal hydrolase 8-like. The record is from RefSeq and is a predicted model, not a curated record. The annotation marks the transcript as partial. NCBI's taxonomy places the organism in Eukaryota, Metazoa, Chordata, Actinopteri, Salmoniformes, Salmonidae. The transcript is spliced from 8 exons.
UUUUUUUACCCUAAAUUAAGCCCCCAAAACACUUUUUUUUUUAAAUAACAUUUUUCGACAUAGCCAAUUUUUACUUUGUGGCUGUGGUAACUAUCGGAAAACACUAGAAAAAAAACUGAACAAGACAAUAGUGCAACGUUAUGAGCGGUGAGGACUGGAAUAUGUGAACAUUGUACACUGCUGGUGAUAUAUAACCCACCGUUGAAGAUGCCUGCGGUGUCCCGCGGGGCGAAGGACUUGUACCUCUCUACUAACCUGGGGGAUCUCAACAAGAAAGCUGAAGUCAAGCCUGACAAAAUCAACACCAGGAGCUAUGUCCAGAGUGCCUGUAAGAUCUUCAAGGCUGCGGAGGAGUGUCGUCUGGAUGGAGACGAGGAGAAGGCCUAUGUUCUCUACAUGAAAUACCUAACGGUUUAUGAUCUCAUCAAGAAGAGGCCCGACUUCAAGCAGCAACAGGAGUUCUUCCUGUCCGUGUUGGGGCCCACCAGCUUUAAAAAAGCAAUAGAAGAAGCAGAGAAACUCUCUGAAAGCCUUAAACUCAGGUACGAGGAAGUCGAGGUUCGCAAAAAGCUUGAGGAGAAAGAGAGACAAGAGGAGAAGAAAAGGAGGGAGGAUAAGACGGAGAAAGAUGGAGGGAGGGCAUCUCCGAAAGCAGGGAAAGAGAUCAAGAAGACUUCCCGCCUUACCUACCUACCUCCCUCCCUCCCUACCUCCCUAGCUGCGGUGUCAGCGGGAGGGAUCACAGCAGAGGGGUUGUUCAAGAUGAUGAGGGACCAGGCCAUUACGGUCAUUGUGAUGGACGCUCGCUGCCUCCGAGACUUCCAGGACUCACAGAUCCAGGUCCCCACCCAGACUGUCAUCAGUGUCCCAGAGGAGGCUAUCAACCCUGGCAUCACAGUGAACCAGAUUGAGGCCAAUCUACCUGAUGCGUCCAGAGAGACGUGGAAGAGACGGGGGUUCGUAGAUUACAUCAUCCUACUGGACUGGUUCAGCUCUGUUACUGACCUCAAACUGGGAAGCACCUUACAAAGCCUCAAAGAUGCUCUCUACAAGUGGGACAGUACCACUAUCCUGUUGGAGGGAGGCUAUGAGAGCUCCAUUGAG